Rhincodon typus (whale shark) is the source of this 470-nucleotide messenger RNA. Its product is annotated as eukaryotic translation initiation factor 3 subunit E-like. NCBI's taxonomy places the organism in Eukaryota, Metazoa, Chordata, Chondrichthyes, Orectolobiformes, Rhincodontidae. Gene Ontology annotation, molecular function: translation initiation factor activity. The record is from RefSeq and is a predicted model, not a curated record. Gene Ontology annotation, cellular component: eukaryotic translation initiation factor 3 complex; nucleus; cytoplasm. The transcript is spliced from 3 exons. Gene Ontology annotation, biological process: translational initiation. The coding region runs from base 33 to 308 and encodes 91 amino acids.
AUUUAAGAUUUUGGUUUUCCUUUCAAUGCAGCAUGCUUGCAGAGAAACUAAAUAUGACUCCUGAAGAAGCAGAGAGAUGGAUUGUCAACUUAAUUCGAAAUGCAAGGCUGGAUGCAAAAAUAGAUUCAAAACUGGGGCAUGUCGUUAUGGGAAACAAUGCUGUGUCACCAUACCAACAGGUCAUCGAGAAAACAAAGAGCCUCUCCUUUCGGAGUCAGAUGUUAGCAAUGAACAUAGAAAAGAAAAUGAAUCAAAACAAUAGGACAGAGGCUCCAAACUGGACCACUACAGACUCUGGUUUUUACUGACAAGAAUUACAGAAAUGUGAGCAGAUUGAAGUUCCCAACAGUGCUGAGUCAUUCCACCAUUUGACGUUCAUCUUUAACAACAAUUUUUUUUUUAAAGUGGAAGACAUUAUUGUCAUGUUUUGAAGUACAUAUAAGUGGAUAAAAUAAAAUGUUAACUUGAAA